AUGAUGAUUAGACAAUCUAUAACAUCUAUGACCGCUAGACCAACGGUCAUGCUUACCCGUAAUCUUUCAAUGACAUCCAGACUUUUGAAACCUGCUUUAGCAGCCGAACGUACCGACUACUUAACCACUGGUGGAUCAACCCAAUCCGCUCCAUGUAAGGGAUUCAGACAACCCAGACCAAAGACUUGGGAAGAAUCAGGUGAAUCUGCCUUGAGUAAAGCUACCAAGUUUUUCUUUUUAAGUGAGAUUGCUCGUGGGAUGUAUAUUUGUAUGGAAAUGUUUUUCAGAGCUCCAUAUACGAUUUAUUAUCCGUUUGAAAAGGGACCAAUUAGUCCUAGAUUUAGAGGUGAACAUGCGUUAAGAAGAUAUCCUAGUGGUGAAGAACGUUGUAUUGCAUGUAAAUUAUGUGAAGCAAUUUGUCCAGCACAAGCAAUUACAAUUGAAGCUGAAGAAAGAAUUGAUGGAAGUAGAAGAACUUAUAAGUAUGAUAUUGAUAUGACUAAAUGUAUUUAUUGUGGUUAUUGUCAAGAAUCUUGUCCUGUUGAUGCAAUUGUUGAAUCUCCAAAUGUUGAAUAUUCAACUGGUACUAGAGAAGAAUUGUUAUAUAAUAAAGAAAAAUUAUUGGAGAAUGGUGAUAAAUGGGAACAAGAAUUACAAUACUGUAUUGAUGCUGAUGCUCCAUACCGUUAA
Messenger RNA from Hemisphaericaspora subhashii, 690 nucleotides. RefSeq lists its product as uncharacterized. The transcript has a single exon. NCBI's taxonomy places the organism in Eukaryota, Fungi, Ascomycota, Pichiomycetes, Serinales, Debaryomycetaceae. Bases 1 to 690 code for a protein of 229 amino acids. Gene Ontology annotation, cellular component: membrane. Gene Ontology annotation, molecular function: 4 iron, 4 sulfur cluster binding; NADH dehydrogenase activity. Gene Ontology annotation, biological process: mitochondrial electron transport, NADH to ubiquinone; mitochondrial respiratory chain complex I assembly. The record is from RefSeq and is a predicted model, not a curated record.